CUUCUCUUCUCCACUCCUCUGCUCCUCUUUUCAUCCCGGCCCGCAAUCCUCUCUCCUCUCAUUCUGUUUCGUCCUCAGCCUCUUCUCCGGUUCUCUCCGGUUUCCUUUUGGACUUUGUUUUAUUUCACCUCUGGGGUUACAGACACUACCUGACGCCAGUCGGCUUUAACUGGAGCGCAUCGGCAGUGGAGUGGAGAAGACGUGAUUACGGCUGGAGACACAUAACGGGACGCACAGCACUAGGGUUUAUCCUUGAUCCUAAAAAAAAAAAAAAACUCUAACGCACAAUAAAGAAGAAUUAGCUGACAUAAAUGGCUGACAAACAGAUCAGUUUGCCUGCCAAGUUAAUAAAUGGGGGUGUAGCUGGCCUGAUUGGUGUUACCUGUGUGUUUCCCAUUGACUUGGCCAAGACACGCUUACAGAACCAGCAGAAUGGGGCUCGACUCUACACCAGCAUGUCAGAUUGCCUUAUCAAGACCAUUCGCUCAGAAGGAUACUUUGGGAUGUACAGAGGUGCCGCUGUGAACUUAACCCUUGUUACUCCAGAGAAAGCCAUAAAGCUGGCCGCCAAUGAUUUCUUUAGGCACCAUCUUUCCAAGGACGGGCAAAAGCUCACACUGUUUAGAGAAAUGCUGGCAGGCUGUGGUGCAGGUACAUGUCAGGUCAUUGUUACAACACCUAUGGAGAUGCUGAAAAUCCAGCUGCAGGAUGCAGGAAGAAUUGCUGCUCAGAGGAAGCUGAUGCCACAAGCUGUGUCUCCUGGUGGCCCUGUUGAGGUGAAAAGCCAGACUGCCAUGCAGCUCACACGACAGUUGCUUCGGGAAAAAGGCAUUGCAGGACUCUAUAAAGGGCUAGGAGCCACUCUGCUCAGGGAUGUUCCUUUCUCGAUCAUCUACUUCCCUCUCUUUGCUAACCUAAAUAACUUGGGGAAGAAGGGGGAAGAUGGUCCAGCACCAUUCUACGUUUCCUUCAUAUCAGGCUGUAUCGCUGGCAGUACAGCUGCUGUGGCAGUCAAUCCUGUAGAUGUGAUAAAAACCAGGCUGCAGUCGCUAACUCGUGGCAGUCAGGAGGACACAUACAGUGGGGUGACUGAUUGCAUCAGCAAAAUUCUUCGUAACGAAGGUCCCGCUGCUUUCCUGAAAGGUGCGUAUUGCCGCGCUCUCGUCAUCGCCCCGCUCUUCGGGAUCGCUCAGGUCAUCUACUUCCUGGGCGUCGGUGAAUUUAUCCUUAGCUUUUUACCCAAGCGGAACAAUUAACCAAUCAGUUCUGCUUUCUGCCUUCCCAUCUACACUGCACCAGUUAAGACCUCUUCCCUACCGCCUCCAUCUCGUCUCCAUGUGUUACCUGGAGGUUUUUUUUUUCCUGCUUGUUUAUGUGGUUAUUGUGCAUUUGUUUUUUAUUGGAAUGUGUGUUUCAUUCUGGAUGAAUGUGACAAUCAAAUGGUGAUGAGAGAAGAUAUUCCCUCAGAAGGAUUGUUUGCCAAAUUCCCUUAGCCGAAGCACAGGCUAUGAAAUUCUUACUUCAACACGCCAUUGUUGUUGGUUUUGUGGUUAUAUGAAAUCUGCAAAAGUUUUAUCUCAUUCUGGAUUUUAUAAACUUAAAAAGUGAUUUUAAUUACUUUGCAAGAAAAAAAAACACUUUAAUGCUUGUCAGGAUCCUUAAGUAUAUUAUGCCUCCCAUUAUUGUGAUAGGAAUUCUUACAAGCCUAGGAUUUUAUUUACAUUUUUAUUGCCCUUGAGUAACCUUGAGACAUUAUUGUAUCCUCUAUGCGCUUGAAGGCUAGUGCAUAGCCAUUUACAGUCUCAGACUGAGCACAGGUCUGAGUAAACACAAACACUGAUGCUGAGCUUUGAGUCUGAUGAUAGCAGCGUGAAUAGCGCAGAUGACUCAUAUCGAUUCGAGCCAUCUCACACUACGGCUUUUCAUCUGUCAUAGAGAUAUUCCAUUAUGCACUACACCAUGGAGAGCAGUGCUGUUUGAAUAACUUAAAUGUGUGCUGUGGCUUUGUCAUUAAGAGCUGUAAGUAGCAGUUUCCAGUUUGACUAGAUAGUUGUAAUCCUACACCGCUUUACCUGCCCCCUGCUGGAUGGAGAUUGUCCUUGCACUAAGAACUGUUAGAGAGAGAGAAAGAUUAUAUUUACAUAUGAUAUAUUCUGAGAAUAACCUUUACGCAUCCCAGCACCAACAUCAACAUCAAGAUUUU
Molecule: messenger RNA, 2203 nt
Organism: Clarias gariepinus (North African catfish)
Lineage: Eukaryota; Metazoa; Chordata; Actinopteri; Siluriformes; Clariidae
Gene: slc25a22a
Product: solute carrier family 25 member 22a
Exons: 11
Coding region: 312-1256 (314 amino acids)
Biological process (GO): aspartate transmembrane transport; L-glutamate transmembrane transport; malate-aspartate shuttle
Molecular function (GO): L-glutamate transmembrane transporter activity; L-aspartate transmembrane transporter activity
Source: RefSeq, a predicted model, not a curated record